This is a messenger RNA of Lodderomyces oxycetoniae, 2301 nucleotides long. Its product is annotated as DNA ligase (ATP). NCBI's taxonomy places the organism in Eukaryota, Fungi, Ascomycota, Pichiomycetes, Serinales, Debaryomycetaceae. Gene Ontology annotation, biological process: DNA repair; DNA recombination; Okazaki fragment processing involved in mitotic DNA replication. Gene Ontology annotation, cellular component: nucleus; mitochondrion. Bases 1 to 2301 code for a protein of 766 amino acids. Gene Ontology annotation, molecular function: ATP binding; DNA binding; DNA ligase (ATP) activity. The transcript has a single exon. The record is from RefSeq and is a predicted model, not a curated record.
AUGUACUCGUUGAGACAGAGGACUGGUUAUUUGUUAUUAUCAAAUUUCAAAAGAGUUAGAACAAGUCCUUGCUUGUCGAAUAUGGCUCAACAACAAACAUUGGGGAGGUUCUUUGGGCGCUCAUUUUCAGAGGCUAAUAAUAAUACUACUAGUACUAGCACAACCAAGCCAUUGAAGAGAACUAAUGAUAAGAUUGUAUCACCCGAGUCCAGUGCAAAGAGACCAAAAAAUGAAAAGUUUGAUGAGGUGAAGGAAGAGGAAGAGGAAGAGGAAAAGGAAGAGGAAGAAGAAAAGGAAGAAGAAAAGGAAGAGGGGGAGGAAAGUAAUUUAAAGGAAGAUUCAGCUUCAGAAGAUUCAAAUUCAAAAUCUGAAGCAGAGACUUUAAUCAAAUUGAGCGAAGAACAACAACAAAAUGCAAAAACAGACAAGUCCUUAUCGGGAUCCAAAAUCCCAUAUUCAUCAUUAACUGAUAUGUUUGAAAAAGUCGAGCAGGAAUCUUCAAGGUUGAAAAUAACUGCACUUAUCUCUGAAUACUUUUUGGAGGUUUUACAGCAGCAAAAUGAUGUUUCGAAAUUGAUCAAGAUUAUCUAUUUAUUAAUUAAUCGAUUAGGACCGGACUAUGAACCCGACUUGGAGUUGGGUCUAGGAGAAACGCUCUUGAUCAAAGCCAUCAGUGAAUGUUAUGGUCGUACGCCAGCAAAAAUCAAACAGGACUACAAGGAAGUUGGAGACUUGGGAUUAGUAGCACAAAAAUCCAGAUCAGGCCAGCCAACUAUGUUCAAACCAGCAACUUUAGAUAUCGACACGGUUUUUGACAAUUUAACCAAAAUUGCAAAAUCUACAGGAAAAAACUCCCUGCUGAAGAAAAUCGGUUUAAUAAACAAGAUGUUGACUGCUUGUGAAUUGAAACAUAAUGAAGCCAAGUUUCUUGUACGCUCAUUAGAAGGAAAAUUGAGGAUUGGUUUAGCUGAAAAGACGGUGCUUAUUGGAUUGGCCCAGGCCUUUGUUAAUUACGAAAAUUGGAAAUUGCACGAUGGACAAAAGAGAAGGAUAGACGCGUCCAAGCUAGCAGCGGCAGAGGAUAUUAUCCGCGAAGCGUUUUCAAGAAUCCCAAACUACGAAAUCAUUAUUAAUAAUGCUUACAAGUACGGAAUCUUCAAUUUAUUAGAACACUGUCAAUUGACACCAGGCAUUCCCUUAAAGCCUAUGUUGGCAAAACCGACAAAAUCAAUGAGUGAAGUUUUGGACAGAUUUCAGGAUGAGAAGUUCACUUGUGAGUACAAAUACGAUGGAGAAAGAGCUCAAAUACAUUUGUUUAACGGUGAAGUUAGGGUAUACUCGAGAAACUCUGAAGACAUGUCACAACGGUAUCCGGAUUUAAUAUCAAUCAUUAAGGAGUUUAGCAAGACUCAAGAGCACACUUCAAUGAUUUUGGAUUGUGAAGCUGUGGCAUGGGACAGAGUCAAUAAGAAAAUUUUGCCUUUUCAAGUUUUAUCCACUAGGAAAAGGAAAGAUGUCAACGAAAAGGAUAUUACAGUGCAUAUUUGCCUUUUUGCAUUUGAUCUAUUACUCUACAACAAUGACUCAUUGAUAACCAAGUCUCUUCAACAAAGAAGAGAGAUUAUGUUCAAACAUUUGAAGCCAAUUGAAGGCAAAUUUCAAUUUGCAACAGCGAAGGACUCUGCAUCGUUAGAGGUCUUGCAGCAAUUCUUGGAACAAAGUGUUAAAGACUCCUGCGAAGGUUUGAUGGUGAAGAUGUUGGAAGGUACUGAAUCGUAUUAUGAACCAUCAAAGAGAUCUCGAAAUUGGUUGAAAUUAAAAAAGGACUAUCUUGAAGGGGUUGGUGACUCACUAGACCUUGUAGUUAUUGGAGCAUACAAUGGCCGAGGGAAAAGAACUGGAACAUAUGGUGGCUUUCUAUUAGCUUCUUAUAACCAAGACACAGGUGACUUAGAAACCACAUGCAAAAUAGGUACAGGAUUUAGUGAUGAGGAUUUAACAAAUCUAUACCAGAAACUACACCCCACCGAGAUCCCCAAACCCAAGGAAUAUUUUGUUUACGAUAAAGCGAAUUCAAAUGCGGUACCAGAUGUAUGGUUUGAUCCAAGUAUGUUAUUUGAAGUAUUGACUGCGGAUUUGUCGCUCAGUCCUAUUUACAAAGCUGCUCAUUCCGAAUAUGGGAAGGGGAUCUCUUUGAGAUUCCCUCGUUUUAUCCGUGUACGUGACGACAAAAGCAUAGAGGACGCUACUAGCUCUUCUGAAGUGAGUGAGUUCUACCAACGUCAAGCACAUCUACUGUAA